Molecule: messenger RNA, 1332 nt
Organism: Varanus komodoensis (Komodo dragon)
Lineage: Eukaryota; Metazoa; Chordata; Lepidosauria; Squamata; Varanidae
Product: SUN domain-containing protein 3-like
Exons: 13
Coding region: 1-1332 (443 amino acids)
Biological process (GO): nuclear envelope organization
Cellular component (GO): meiotic nuclear membrane microtubule tethering complex; nuclear envelope
Molecular function (GO): protein-membrane adaptor activity
Source: RefSeq, a predicted model, not a curated record
AUGAAUGGGAAACGUUCUGUGCGAAGAAGUCCAGAUAAAGUCUUUCAAGAUAACUCCAAUUCUUUUGUCAAUAUUUCCAGUGGGUCAGCAGGAUCAAGUGGAGUGCAGGCAAAGAGCUGGUACUUGCGCAAUUCUGUGGGAAAUUGCCCCAGAAACUCUACCACCUCAUCUAGCCAAGAUGAAGAAGGACGAGAACAUGGAGGAAGUUCAUCAGACACAGGACAAAUGAAGUUUACCCGCGAAGUCAUUGCCAGGGAGAGCAGCUGCAGUACCUUGGCAUCCAACUCCUCAGCCUCUUCUCAACAGAGCUUGCUAAAGAAAAUAUGCAAUAUUCCUGGCCUUAUGAUGCUUCCUGUUAUCUGCCUCCUAGAAUCCGUCUUGGAGGCCUGUAUAUGUGUAAGAAACCAGCUCACCAUGGCAAACUGUUCCAAGUCUUUCAAGUUCUUGUUAAUAACAGCCCCGGUCAUCUAUGGUGCCAUUUAUUGUUUGUGUCAAUACAUGAAAUUGUCAGAUGGCCUGUCCUCCAAGGAGCUUGCACAGCUGUAUGAAAAUGAUCUGAAAUCGCUGUGGAAGUCUCAGAGUCUGCUUGAGGAACAAAUCCACGAAAUCCAAGGCCUUAAGAAAGAGGUGGAUCGCCUGCGUACCAAGAUCAGUGACAUCAAUGAAGGAUUCCUGCUUUCUGUAAAGCAAAUUCUUGAGGAGAGCAACAUCCCCGGAGAGAACAAAGAUCAAUUACUUGUAAUGAUCAACCAGGCUUUUAAGAAGAUUUAUGAGGAUCAUGUACAAAUGGCUGAUUGGGCUCAAAAAACAAUAGGAGCCACCAUUGAUAAGGACAGGACAUCGAAAAGUUAUGAUCCCAAGAACUGGCAUAUCUGCUGGUUCAUAUCUUCGUUCAUGUCUUCAGCAAAGCCCCCUGAUACUAUUCUACAGCCAGAUGUUUACCCUGGAAACUGCUGGUCCUUCCAAGGAUCUGAAGGCCAAGUAGUAGUUAAAUUGCCUGAAAAAAUCCAACCAACAGCCAUUACAGUUCAGCACAUCUCCAAAGCAAUCGCUCCUGAAGGAUGGGUCACCAGUGCCUUGAAGGACUUCUUGAUUUAUGGCCUAAACAAUGGAACAGAAGAAGAAACUCUUCUGGGGACAUUCAUGUAUGACAUCGAGAAGGAACCCAUUCAGACAUUCCAGCUGAAGAAUGAACAUGCAAACCAGUUUCUGUAUAUAAAGUUCAAGGUGCAGAGCAAUUGGGGCAACGCAAAGUUCACCUGCAUUUAUCGAGUCAGGGUGCAUGGGAAGAUGGUCAACUACUUGCGUUCUUUGGAUGAAGGCAGGGGGUGA